GAAAAAUCUUUCCCAUAUACUGAAAUUGGCAAAGCCUUUAAUUAUAGGUCACUCUUAAGGAAACAUCAGAUAAUCCCUUUAGGAGCGAAACAGUAUAAAUGUGAUGUGUGUGGCAAGGUCUUUAAUCAAAAGCGUUACCUUGCAUGUCAUCGUAGAUGUCACACUGGUGAGAAACCUUACAAGUGCAGUGAGUGUGGCAAGACCUUCAGUCGAAAUUCAGCCCUUGUAAAUCAUAAGGCAGUUCAUACUAGAGAGAAAUCUUACAGGUGUAAUGAAUGUGGCAAGACCUUCAGUCAAACGUCAUACUUUGUAUACCAUCGUAGACUUCAUACUGGAGAGAAACCUUACAAAUGUGAAGAAUGUGACAAAGCUUUCAGUUUAAAAGCAAACCUUGAAAGACAUAGGAAAAUUCAUACUGGAGAGAAGCCGUACAAGUGUAAUGAAUGCAGCAGGACCUUUAGUCAGAAGUCAUCCCUUACACGCCAUCGUAGGCUUCAUACUGGAGAGAAACCUUACAAAUGUGAAGAAUGUGAUGAAGCUUUCAGUUGCAAAUCAAACCUUGAACGACAUAGGAUAAUUCAUACUGGAGAGAAACUUUACAAGUGUAAUGAAUGCGGCAAGACCUUUAGCCGAAGCGACUUCCUCGGCCUCCAUCGCUGGAGUGAAAUUGGCUGA
Molecule: messenger RNA, 675 nt
Organism: Rhinopithecus roxellana (golden snub-nosed monkey)
Lineage: Eukaryota; Metazoa; Chordata; Mammalia; Primates; Cercopithecidae
Product: zinc finger protein 845-like
Exons: 3
Biological process (GO): regulation of transcription by RNA polymerase II
Cellular component (GO): nucleus
Molecular function (GO): RNA polymerase II cis-regulatory region sequence-specific DNA binding; DNA-binding transcription activator activity, RNA polymerase II-specific
Source: RefSeq, a predicted model, not a curated record